CCCUUCCAAAACCAAUAUGCCGCACCUUAAGCAACGUCGUACUGCCAUAUAUCGUGUCGUUUGACUCAUUUCGUGAGAGGCUCGCUCGCGCAUCCAACCGGGCCUUGGUUCCCCGCCUCUUUCAUUUCCGAACGCCAACCGCCAAUCCGCCAUGGAUGAUACCGAAGUAAAAUCCUGAAUCCGUCGCACCUUCAUAUGUGUUUGAUCUGUACUUAACGAUUUGAAUACCUGUAGAGAAUGGAGGAGGCAUUGAAAGCGGCAUACGCGGAGGUCAUUCUGAACACUGUGAAGGAGGCAGCAGCCCGAGUGAUGGGAUCGGAGCAAAAAGCUCGUCGCUUGGAGAAGGAUCUCCAAUCCACCAAGGACGAGUCAAUUCGAUUGCUCCUCCGAUUGAAACUCAUGGCAGAUGCUAAGGUAAAAGAGGCUGAAACUUCGGCCAUGAAUCAGCAAAGAAGGAUUGAUGAGCUAGAAGCUCAGCUCAAUGAAGCUGAAGGUCUGGUAUUAGAGCUCAGAGAAGAACUUAACACCGUAAGGGAGGAAUUUGAUGAAACAAAGGAGAAGAAUAAAACGAAGAAGAAGAAUGUCAAGGAUGAUCCUGUUUUAAGCUCUAUGAUAAUGAAAUGCAAAGAGGCUGUGAUGUACCGAAGUCCUUUCACCCAAAGGAUUUGUGCAGUAGAGAUGAGCUCACCAGAUGUGAACUUGAACACCGAAGAUGAUCCAUGCUUUGCUGUAAAUAUUAAACCGGUCAGAGAAUGUGGCGAAACAAAGAAAACUGAGAAUCAUAUAGAUCAGGCUGGAGUUGGACUGAUUCAAGGGAGUGUUAAAAAGAAUAGGCCAGCAAGUUUCCAUGGAGAAACUAAAAGAAAAAGUCAUCUCGGAGAAAAAGUGCAGAAAAACAAUGGUCAGUCUUUCCUGGUUCGCAGAAGUGCCAGGAAGAGAAAAAUAAAGUACUGGGAUGUUAAUGCUUCUGUGUGGAGGUCUGAUGACUAUCACUCUAAUCAGUCAAGAAAACAUUCCCGGCCAUGUAGCAUGCCCAGACUAGUCAAGUGCAAUGUCAAGUCCAGUGAAGACUAUAUGGAAUCAAAUACUGCUCCUGGGGUUAAGGAUCAUGUGCACAAGUUGGACACAGAACCAGAUGUAACUGACAAUGAAUCUGAGAAGGCAUCUCAAAGAAGCUAUAUGACUUCAGAUCAAGCCAAUGCAGAGGGGCAACUCAAGUACACAUUCUUUAGGAAGAGAAAGAAGGAUUCUUUAACCAAUCCAAAAGAAAACUCUUCUGGAGAGAAACUAUAUACUCAUGUGACACAGCAGGAUUCUAGUGUGAUUGGUGAUGAUUCACCGAGGAAAAACAGACAGCUGGUGCAGAUUGCUAACCAGCUUAUUUCAUUGUCUGGCAAGCUGUCAUAAAGUAGUGUGAAGGAAUUAUUUCAAAUUGAUGAGAUGUGAUGAAGCAACCGUGUCAAAAAGAUGAUCGGACACAUUCAUGCCUGUUGUCUUUUUUAUGGCGCACCAGCUUGCGUAAGUUAAUGUUUUGCGCUUAUGUAAUGUAAUACUAUUAGUGCAUAAUGGGGCUCUCUGAUUUUUUGUUUUUUAUGUCAACUUUAUUUUUCAAAUAAAUUCCUUUAUAAAAUAUAUACAUGAAGUUGUUUUACAGCUAGAGAGCUGAACACAGCUUUUUCCCGGAAUCCCAAUGUCAAUCCUGAGUAGGGGAUGACGCAGUCCAGUUUUGGUUGCAAACAAGGUGGUGUGGUCCAGCCUAGCUGGUUGCGAGGUUACCGUGCCUAGCGAGAGGUCUCGUGUUCGAAUCCCGCUAGGCACACAAGGGUGUGAAACUCAAUGGAGUGAGUUUCAGCCCUGAUUACUCCAGGCUCCCCCCAGCCCCCCUCCCCCAGACCCCCCCUGGAGUAAAACAAAAAAAAAACAAGGUGGUGUGGUCCCCAAUCACAAUAACCUUAACUGGGAACUGAUUUUAACUGAUUCGAUUCCCGCUUUGCUCUAACCAAAUGUUCUGGAUCCAGUUAGAACCGCAUUAUUACUGUUAAAUGAGGACUGGAAACGGAUGAAUCUGGGAUUUUUUCUGAGUAACUGGAAUGUAUUUUUACUUAUCAUGGUACCUGUUCCUGAUUGGAAUUUCGACCAGUUCUGGUCUGAUUCGGAUAUGGAACCUGGGGGGUUGUAUCCACUCCUGUUCCUGCGUACAUUUCAAUGUAUUUUACAAACAUGCUCUGAACUGGAUGUUGGUUCAAAGUGGCAUUGCAAUACAGGAUCAUUAAAGCAGUUUUCAAUGUUUUCUUUUGAAUUAAAAUUAAAAUCCAGUUGAAUUAUAAAGUUGUGCUGCUGCUAAAUAGUGAACUGUUGAAGGAAAGCAGUGAUAUGCUCUUCUCAAUUCAUAGAAAACCAGUCAAUCAACAAUCAACAAUAAGUAUAGAAUCAAUUGCCUAGUUUGAUUGAUACACAAUUGUAAUAGUCAUUAUCUUGACAGUUUUUGUAUCUAUAUUUAAUUACAGUCCCACACAUUAUCAAAAUUGCUCUCGUAUUCUCCCUUACCAAUCUUUCACUAGUGCAGCACCAAUACAGCACCACCAUUAUCAAUUCAAUUAACAAGACCGGAUUAGUACUCCAUAUUGCCUCAUCCAGUUUUAUCAACCAUUCUUUUAUUUGUUGAAUUGGCCUCCUCUAGUGCUCAAACUGGAUGUUAGUUACAGACCAUAGCAUUUUGACAUUUCUUGUCACUUCUUUUUCAUGCAUCUUUUACUCUGGUCAUUUUUUCUUGCAAGUUAUGCAACAAUGUCGGUUGGGGGUAAGGACUUGUGACUUGUCUAUUUUGAAGACGGCCUUCAUUGCAUAUUUGCAUUCGCUGCAGCAACCUUCCGGGUAGACUCCCCCUCGCCCUGCAUGGCCUACCAAGCUUAUAUUUUCAGCCUCUUGACCAUGACCUCAAGCUUCGGUCACCCCUCGUACAUAUACUACAAGGCAUUUCUUUAUACCGAGCUGUGACUAGGAGCUUCUCAGACUCGGUUUGAAAGGAGGGAUGUCCGGAUAUCUCUAUCUUAUGAGCUUCAAGGUGCGAAUCAAACUUACCUGGAAUUCGAUGAUAUGAGCUGCCUCUUCCAUGGCGCCAUCAUGCUCCCUUCUAUAGUAACCCGUUGAGCAAACAGCUCGGCACCCAUUUUCAGUUUAAUAUGAAACGAUUUUAAAAUUGUAUAUUUGAAAUUGUAUUGGGUACGUAACUGUUUAUAUUUAGAAACAGAUUUUUUUUUAAAAAAAAAUUGUAGUUUAGACAGAAAUAGUACAGAAAAAGUAGUCAAUGAUGUAAGGGUUUUAAGUAUGAUAGUUAGCUAAGUUAGCUUGCCUUUUUAGUCUGUUCUUGCAAGAUUGGGCCCUAUUUUUUUUAGGAUUUUCUCCGCUUAAUGGGC
Cuscuta epithymum is the source of this 3416-nucleotide messenger RNA. The record is from the annotation of a GenBank genome assembly. Lineage: Eukaryota; Viridiplantae; Streptophyta; Magnoliopsida; Solanales; Convolvulaceae.